Daldinia decipiens is the source of this 1760-nucleotide messenger RNA. RefSeq lists its product as uncharacterized. The record is from RefSeq and is a predicted model, not a curated record. The transcript has 2 exons. Lineage: Eukaryota; Fungi; Ascomycota; Sordariomycetes; Xylariales; Hypoxylaceae. Bases 1 to 1284 code for a protein of 427 amino acids.
AUGGCGAAGAGAAAACGUAAGAACAAACCUAGAAAAGAUCCCGCCGUCGUUAAUAAAGGCAAAAAAAGUACACUUAGCGAAAAUACACCAAACGAAAAUAUGCCGGACGAAAAUGCGCCUAAUGAAAGUACAUCUACCGGAAAUAUAUCCAAUGAAAACGAACCUCAAGAAAACGAACCCGAAGAAAAGAUGUCCGAAGAAAAGACGUCCGAAGAAAGCACAUCCAAUAAAAAGGACCUUGAUAUCCAGGAAUCUUUGGCGCUCAUCAACAAUAAAAUAAACGAAUUAGCCCUAAAGGAAUGUUCCAAAAAGCCACAACCCAAUGGGUUCUACAACAGAUGGAAGCUUACCCUUCAAUGGGGAUUUUGUGUCGCAGAAUUCUGUCUAGAGCGCGAUGGAUUGUUGGUGUGCAACAGUUGCAAAGCCGCUGCCUACUGCUGCAGGGACCAUCAAAUCAAAAGCUUUCACCUUCACAAGGGAUAUUGCUUCCCUGUAAGAGAUGCACUAAAGCGCCUGGCCGAGGAGGAAGAAAAGCUACGGGCACAUCCGGGCGAUGACCACUUGCCUGCCAACCCCUUUGAGACGAUCCGAGGUCGAUUCUCGUCAUAUGAAGCUACAUCUCCCUACUUAGAUCAGCGUUGCAGGGCCUUGAGUUCGUUAGUAAAUAUUCGCGACGGCAUAGCCGUCGAGGCCAUGUUGCACCAUUGUCUCGAGAUGUUGAGGCUGGACAAUCCGGACGAGCGAUGCGAGGGCUUCAAAUGGCCCAACUUUUCCGGUGAAUUUCUUAGCUACCACGACGAGGACGUAUUCGAGAGUCCUAACAUAUUUCUCGAUAACCCGAUCAUUCUAAGCAACCUUAUCUGCAUCACGCAGCUGAAACUCAAACUCUUUCUAGACGUUCGUAUGUUGGAGCGUGAAGCCAAGAAACACGGUAGCCCUGCCAGUUACGAGACAAAGAUGGAGUGGGUGUGUAAGUAUGCUGUGAGCGAUAUACUCUAUAGACGACGAGACAUUGUGGAGCGGGACGAUUGGAGUAGCCUCAGGAAAUCCCUAAGUGCACAGGUCACCCGGUUACGUGAGCGAGUUGACCAACGCAACUCACACUACUGGCCCGCCCUGGGGAACUGCGAGAAAUUUCUUGAUACCAUUCCCGAAUCCAAUUAUGAUCCGGGCUCACCGGAAGAGGUCGUCGUCUUAUUUUAUUUCACGUGGAGGUCGUGGUAUGAGUGCCCUCUUGCCCUGACUGCAGUCCGUGUAUUUUCUUCUUUAUGCCUCGACCAGUAGGCAAUACCGUGUCAAGAGCUACAACGUUAGUAAUUUGUCACACUACGAUGGGCUGUUGGAGACUACGGCGCGAGAAGGUUUCUUUUUCUAUCGUUGCUCCCUUUUGGGCAUUAUAGAGAGAGACAUAUAAACUGUAGAAGAGCAUGUAGGCUAUUAGCAAGGGAUACUACCUAGAUAAUGAUUAGAAAAAGAAAACGAGCGACUUGUCAGCGGUUGGAAAUGAGAGAAAAGCGGGAAAUGAAGCAGACUAAUAUUGCUAUAAGACUAGUUGGCGAUGAUAAAAGAUAGUUAGUUACAAUAGGUAGGUAUUAACAAAAAUAAUUUCCACCAGUCUCGCUGUUUCCCUUCCCACCAGGAACUGUACCAUACUUGUUGAACCCCUUGCUUCUCGUACUAUACCAUAAGGAGCCUCGGCAUUUUUACUAUUAUUAUCCAUGCGUUUAUACCUAUAUCAUAGAUACAAAUAUAUCCAUUCU